GAUGGCGCCUCCACCUCCACCGCCACCACCACCACCUCCGCCUCUAGGAGAUAUCCCCGCUCCUCCAGCCCCUCCAGCACCACCUAGUGUCCCUGUCAGCACAGAGCAACAACCGCAGAACGCUCAACCACAACCUCAGGCCAAUUCCUCUGGAAAUAACGGAGAAAAAAUAUGGGAAAGACCAUGGACUAUACAAGAACUGCGGAAAGGAACGACAAAAUGGAACCUUGCUGCAGACGCGGGGCUGUUAUUAUACCUGCAACAGUUCUCACAGAAGAUGGUUUCACAAACUCAUGAAAUAGAAAAACAAGUUGAUGGUCUUGUAAAUAACACUAAGGGGGUACACUCCAAAGUCCAGAAUACAGUAAAUGAUUUUCUUAUGCUGUCUAAUGUACAGUUCAUUGAAAAUAGAGUUUAUGAAGAAGAUGUAUCUAAAGAAGAAGAGGAUAAAAAGGAAGAUGAAACUCAAACUAAGGAAAAAUCAAGAGAACAACAAGAAAAAGAUAUCAUUCCAAGAAUAACAGAGGCAUUGAAACAUGGCAUCAAUGUGUUGAAUGAUGCAUUUAUAACUAUUGAACUCAAAACUGAACAUGAUUCUGAUGAGGAUGAAGAUGAAAAUGUACAAACUAGAUAUAAUCCACAACCAAUAUUAGAACCUAAGGACAUGUAUUCUCAUCGUCCUUUACCUCAUCUCAUUGGUUCACGAGACUUCUACCAAGAUGAUCUUAUUGGGCUGGGAGAAUCAGAGUCUGAAGAAGAGGCUGCUGAUGAAGAAGAAGAAGAGAAAUCCAGUGAGUCUGAGAGUGAAUCUAAAUCAUCAGCUUCUGAGAGUGAAGAAUCAACCAGUGAGUCUUCAGCAAGUGAGUCAGAAAGUGAUUCAGAUGUACCCAGAGAAAAAAUCAAAACAUCCAAACCAAAGAAAAAGGAAAUUGAGUUUUCUAGUUCAGAAGACGAGGACUUGUUUGGUGAAAAGAAAACUAAAAAGCAGAAAGACUCAGAAUCAGAAUCAGAAGAAGGAGACGCAAGUGCUGAAAGUGAAGACGAGAAGCCACAAAAAAAGCCUCAAGCAUUAGGAUUUGCAGCAGAACUAGCAGCUAAAAUAGGAGUAGCCCCUCCCCCGCAACCAAAGGACAGUGACGAAGAAGACGAAGAGCAUGGUGCCUUCAGUGAUGAAGACACCCCAAAACCACCACAGAAAACUGCUGAAAAGAAAAGAUCAGACAGUCGUAGCAGCACUGCAAGCAAGACAAAAGACAAGAAGGACAAGCAUCAUAAGAAGGGACGCUCUGGGACAAAGGAUAGCCACAAAGGUAGAAAACGGCAUGACAGCAAGACAAGUAAAGUUAGUAAUAAUGAAGAAGACCUUUUCGGCCAGCCAAGUGUGGAAGAUGAUGGCUURUUUGGUUCAGAGGCAAGUCCUUUUACCAAGAAAGGAGGCUUGUUCAGUGGUGGAGGGGGUCUGUUUGAUGAUGAUGCAUCUAAGGAUGGUGACCUGUUUGGUGAUGAGAAAAAGGAGACUCCCAGUAUAAAAGAACCUUCUGAUCACGAGGAAGAGGAAGAAGAAGUGGUCAGUGUUAUCAAGCCAAGAGCUAGGAGUACAGCUAGUGGAAAGAAGCUACCUGCAGGGGCUGUGUCAAUAUUUGGAGACGGACUUCUUUCUUCUUCACUGACAAGUCAGUCUUCAAUACCUGAUGACAAGCCAACAAUAAAAGCAGCCAAGCAAGAAUUAGGAGGAGGAGGGGGGCUGUUUGAUGAGGAUGAAGAUGAAGGUUUGUUUGGUGGCAAUAAGAAAUCAGAAGAACCAUCCAAGCCUGUUACCAAAAAACCCUCCAAGACAGUUGACUUGUUUGGUGGAGAUGAUGAAGAGGAAGAUGAAGGUGAUGGUUUGUUCUCUAGCAAGCCAGCCGCACAAGCUCCCAAAAAGAAGAUUCCAGCAGGAGCUGUGUCAAUGUUUGGAGGCCAGACGCCACCUCUUGGCAAGGUUCAACCCUCGCCCAAGCCUCCCCCUGAACAACAAGCUUCCAAACCCAAAUCAGGAGGGGGAUUGUUUAGUGAUGAGGAUGAAGCAGAACCUGAAGGACUAUUUUCCCCUAGUGCAUCCAAACCACAGCCUUCUAAUACAGAACCACAAACUAGACCCAAGAGUAAAACUACUAUUAGUUUGUUUGAUGAUGAUGAACAAGAUGAGGAUGAUGACUUUUUUGCUGCUCCUAAACCAAGUGCUGCACCAAAGAGUACCCCAAAUGCUGCUAUAGUUGAGAAAUCUAAGAAGCCAGCAGCCAAAGUUUCAGGAGGAUUAUUCGAUAAUGAUGAAGAUGAAGAUGAGGCUGCUUCGUUUGAAUCACCUGCCCCCUCACGUAAACCACCACCAUUAAGUAAUGGCGCACCCAAGCAAGAAACCAAGACAACCAAACCCAAGAGCAGUAAGAUGCCAUCGCUGUUCUCAGAUGAAGAAGAUGACGCUGGCAUGUUUGGUGGUACUGGUGACGAUAUAUUUGAAGCUGCUUCUCCUCCGAAGGCCAAAGAACCAGCUUUAUCGGCGAAAAAGGCACCAUCUUCCAACCAAAAACCUAGUCUGUUCAGUGAUGGUGAAGAUGACCUCUUUAGCAGCCAACCCACAGAGAAACCAAAGCCAAAACCAGAAGAAAAGAAGAAAGAACAGGCACCCGCCAGUAAACCACCAUCCACAAAGAAACCAAGUUUGUUCAGUGAUGAGGAAGAUGAUUUAUUCGGGGGUGGUACAGCAACUGACAAACCGAAAGUUGAAGAAAAGAAGGAAGAAGUAGCAGAAGAACAGAACAAGAAACCAUGGAAACCAGUAGGUGGGGUGUCUUUGUUUGGUGGAGUGGAUCUCUUUGCCGGCAAAAAGCCGUCAUUUACAGAAGAUGAAGAAAACGUGAAGGAGAGUGAACCUAUACAGCACCCCGUCAAACAAGUGAAGAUACCAGAGCCCAAAGCCAAGACUUCUCCGCCAUUGGUAGACAAUGACAGUGAUGACGAUGGCUUCUUCAGUAAACCCCAGCCGCCACCAUUACCUACCAGUCCCUCUCCACCAACAGUAAAAGAGAAACCUGGACCGAGCUUAUUUAGUGAUGAUGAUGAAGACCUAUUCUCAGGGUCCAAACCAACGCCUUCUAUUGCUGCAAAACCAACAGCAGAAGAGCCACCUCGGGUAGAGAAACCCGCAGUCACUGAGAAGCCCAAACCAAAAAAGCCUGUUGGUGCUGUUUCUAUGUUUGGUGGUGUUGAUCCGUUUGGUGGGUCUGCAGACACGGAGAAGAAAAGUAGUGAGACGGCACCGAAAACGAAAGAUCCACUUGGAAUGUUUGACGACAACGAAGAAGAAGAUUUGUUCUCCUCGAAACCAAAGCAGACAUCACCUCCAUUAUCUUCGCCCAAGGCAACCCCUCCCGUAUCGCAAUCUAAGGCUGGUUCAAGUAUAGAGAAACUCCAGAAAUCCCUGGCCUUCAACCCUGCCAUGUUGAGGCCAGGCGGACCUCCACCAAGGAAAGAAGCCUCGGAAAAGGCVUCAUUUGAGGAGCCUCCCGUUGCUAAAACCUUAGAAAACGUUGGRAAGGAGCGUGCGAGAGUACAAGUUAAACGGCGACCACCAACACGUCAAGCUCGGCGUGCUGCAGCUUCAGCAAGCGCCAGCGAUGAGACAUUAUUCGGGUCAGCGAUAGGUGGAGAAUCAGCCCCAGUUCCCCAGCCUGCCAUCACGUCCAUGGAUGAUAGUUUUGUGACUAAAAUUCAAGUUGAUGCGUUUCCAGAUCUCCCGGAUGUUGAAGGUAUGCAUCGAAAAGAGACGAAAGAUUCCGACAUGAGUGACGAAUUUUUCGGCUUUGCAAGUUCAAAAUCUACCAGAGAGGAAAGUGUUCCUAAGCAAAAAUCGUCCGACUCGCUUUUCUCAUCAAAYACAGGAAAGACAAGUCUCGUUAACRACAACGAGGACUUGUUUGGCCCACUGGGGGGCGAAACUGAUCAGAUAAAACCAUCUAAAAAACCGUCUGAUGACAGGGACGUUAAAAAGAAACUAUUAAAUAACACAGCAGAGGAUGAUUUUGAUUUAUUUGCUGGUGCAUCGAAAAAGCCGGAGACUGCAGCAGCACCAAAAGCUACCGUGGACUCAAAACCYAUAGAGAAUGUAAAAACCCCUGUAGUCGAAGACAAGAGUAAAAAGUCCUUGUUUGWUAAUGCAGAGGAUGAUUUGUUCGGGACUGGUUUGUCGGCUACUAAGAAGAAAGUACGGUCACCUCUGGAUGAUGACGAUUUGUUCUCACCAAACAAAAGUAAAGUAGAAAAACCCGAGAAAAAAGAAGAAAAAAAGAAGACCUCUCCUGCACUUGAUGACGAGAGUCUGUUUAGUUCAGGAGCUACGGAAAAAGUCCAAACAAAAACACCUCUAGAUGAUGAUGAUUUAUUUUCUUCCUCAACCGCUAAAGAACAAAUACCUAAAGAAACUCAACACACAAAAACUAAGGAAAAGCCUAGUGCUUCGCCGUUAGGCGAGGACGACUUAAUUGGGGGCCCUGUGGUGAAGAGCGGUGAAGACAAAGAAAAGACUAAAGAGACAAAAAAGAAAGAGGUUGAAGAAGCACCGCCCACUAACAGCAAGAAAAUCCUGGAYGAUGAUGAUGAUGACUUAUUCACCGUUACGAGAAAACCGAGGAAGGCCGUCAAACCGCUGGGAGAUGAUGAUUUGUUUGGAGACUCUGGUGACAUAUUCGCUGAUGUUCCAAUUAAACCAAGAGAAAAGAAGAAAAAGAAAUCAGCCGGAGUUGCUGCUGCUGCUGCUGCUGCUGCUGCUGCUGCUGCGACUGGAGAUUCCAUAUUCGACGAUAAGCCCAGCGAGAAAACAACCAAGAAAACAAAAACCAAAAAGAAAACAGGGGAGAAAAAAGCUGCUAAAGCUCCCUCAAUAUUCGAUGACGAUGCACCGAAUAUCUUUGACGAUCCACUGAAUGCAACGUCCACUAAAUGAUCUCGUGUACUUAUAUCAAUAGAGAUUCUGCAGUUUAUUACGGGGUAGGUCUACCGUCUUUUGCGCUGUAUGACUAAAGUCCCUGCUUAGGUGAAUUUCUCGAAUUGGGGGGAGGAGGGGCGGGAGAUUUAUAAAAACUAAAUACGCGAUAGAUCCCAUUCAAAAUUAUCUUUGAUUCGAGGCCAACACGAAACUAAAGAAGAGGCGGCACAAAUUCUAUCGAGAAAAAUUGGGUCUCUUUUAUGUUAACCUCUCAUCCAAAAUAAUUUGAAAUGAAAAGAGUCAAUAGAAGCUUAGAAAACAUUUUUGGCCUUGUACAGAACUUUUACCACUGGUGGGAGGGGGAAUAAAUGCGCAGAAUUUAAAAUGAAGGAUAUUUGUAACAGGUUGUUUCAUAAUGCGAAACGUACCUAGAAUCAGUGUUAUAACUUUGUCUACUCAUACGGUAUUGGAUCUUGAUUUCCUCUAUUCUUUGCCUUUUUAAUGCAUUCAGAGCGAAUAAUACAGAAGUAAUUAGAGACAUUAUAUGUAGCACUUGUACAGAGGAAACUGUGGAAAUGAUAGCUUAUGGUGCUGGGGUUUGACAGCGAAACUACGUCAGCCAAAAUUUACCCUUCAAAUUAGACCAAUACCCUGAAACAACCUCUGGGCUGAUCAAACGUCAGGACACGACUAACUCACUGACUCACUAACUCACUGUAUUGGAAAUUAGCUGCAAAUUCUUAAUAUCAUAAUAUAUAAAAAAUUCACCCUUUAGAUGAUUGAAUGUCACUUAAAUAUUCGUAAAAAUGGCCUUGGCUCCGUGGUUCAACUUAAACACAUCCAUUUAUAUAAUAAAAAUACUAUAUUUUUUGAAAA
Actinia tenebrosa (Australian red waratah sea anemone) is the source of this 5839-nucleotide messenger RNA. RefSeq lists its product as uncharacterized. The record is from RefSeq and is a predicted model, not a curated record. Lineage: Eukaryota; Metazoa; Cnidaria; Anthozoa; Actiniaria; Actiniidae.